Molecule: messenger RNA, 1939 nt
Organism: Lobosporangium transversale
Lineage: Eukaryota; Fungi; Mortierellomycota; Mortierellomycetes; Mortierellales; Mortierellaceae
Exons: 8
Coding region: 155-1885 (576 amino acids)
Molecular function (GO): histone deacetylase activity
Source: RefSeq, a predicted model, not a curated record
GUUCGUUCGACUCGCCCAAAGCGACUCGAUCCCUUUCAUCUUCAGGAUUCAUUACAUCAUCACCAUCUGGAAGCCGCUCGACUGACGAGGGAGUGCGCACCAAAGGCGACUUAGAUACAACAACGAAGAAAUAGCAUCAAAUUUCGGAAAAAAAAUGACUCGAAGAGAAGAGAGCACGGACACAGGGUCCACAGACUUGGAUAUAUUGCGGGUGCCAGGGCAACAGACUGCAGAGCCAAAAAAGAGGGUAGCUUAUUUUUAUGAUCAGAAUAUCGGUAACUACCACUAUGGACCAGGACAUCCCAUGAAGCCGCAUCGCAUCCGCAUGUGCCAUAGUCUUGUUAUGAACUAUGGUCUCUAUAACAAGAUGGAGAUUUAUCGAGCUCGUCCUGGAAGUAAAAAGGAAAUGACUGCAUUUCAUACGGAUGAAUAUAUUGAUUUUUUGUCACGGGUUACCCCAGACAAUAUGGAUGCCUAUGCGAAAGAACAAAUGAAAUUUAAUGUGGGUGAUGACUGUCCGAUUUUCGAAGGAUUGUUUGAAUACUGUCAGCUUUCCUCUGGAGGAUCUAUGGAGGGCGCUGCUAGACUCAACAAUGGCUCGUGUGAUAUUGCAAUCAAUUGGGCUGGAGGGCUUCACCACGCCAAAAAGACAGAAGCUAGUGGCUUCUGUUAUGUAAAUGACAUUGUUCUAGCCAUUCUGGAACUGUUGAGAUACCACCCUCGUGUUCUUUACAUUGACAUUGAUAUCCAUCAUGGUGAUGGCGUCGAGGAGGCAUUCUACACAACUGACCGAGUAAUGACCGUUAGCUUUCAUAAACAUGGAGAAUACUUCCCAGGCACAGGAGAAGUCAGGGAUGUUGGUGCAGGGCCCGGAAAGUACUAUGCAAUCAAUUUUCCAUUAAGGGAUGGCAUCGAUGACACAACAUAUAAGAGCAUUUUUGAGCCCGUAAUUCAGCAUGUGGUAGACUGGUACAAACCCGGAGCUAUUGUACUGCAAUGUGGAGCCGAUUCUUUGAGUGGCGACAAACUAGGAUGUUUCAAUUUGUCAAUGAAGGGACAUGCUAACUGUGUUGCUUUCGUAAAAAAGCUCAACUUACCAUUGUUAAUGCUUGGGGGCGGUGGGUACACAAUGCGCAAUGUGGCAAGGGCAUGGUGUUAUGAAACAGGUGUGGCUGUGGGGCAAGAAGUUGGUCCCGAUAUGCCAUUCAACGACUAUUAUGAAUACUUUGGGCCUGAUUACAAGCUGGACGUAAAGCCUAGUAACAUGGACAACGCCAAUACACUCGAGUACUUGGAGAAGAUCAAACAGCAGGUCUUUGAAAAUCUGCACCGAUCAAAAGGUGCUCCUUCAGUUCAGAUGCAGCCUGUACCAAGAGACUUAGACUUAUCGGAUGAUGAGGAUUUGGACGACCCUGACAAGAGAAUUCCACAGAGAUUGUGGGACAAGAGAGUUGUACCCGAGAAUGAAUUUGAAGACUCUGAGGAUGAGGAAAACAACAGUCUAAACGGUGUACGAUAUGCAAAAUCAGUCAGAAGUGGACGUGUUUCAAAAUCGGAUGCUUCUGCUGCAGUAGGAGUGUCAAAAGACCGUAGUCGAGGCACCGUUAACUCUCUACCCGCUGCAGCUACAAAACUAAAGUCAAGCCAAUAUGACGACAGUAUGGAUGAUAAAGAUAAAGUACUCAAUGAAAAAUCAAGAGAUGGUCAACAAAAUGGAACAUUGAAAUCAACAUCUGUCGAAAGAGAUGGAGAUAUUAUAAUGGAUUCAGAUGAUGUUGCUGCUAAUGCUGCUACGACCAGUGCAACGCCCUCUUCUUCAACUAUCAAAGCCCCAGCAUCCACAACAACAACCUUGAAUGACACUGAGAUGGCCGAAGCAUCAUGAGCGAGCAUUGCAUCGAUGUUUCUAUAGACCUAGCUUAAAGACAUUGCAGCUCCC